Molecule: messenger RNA, 1559 nt
Organism: Helianthus annuus (common sunflower)
Lineage: Eukaryota; Viridiplantae; Streptophyta; Magnoliopsida; Asterales; Asteraceae
Exons: 4
Coding region: 255-866 (203 amino acids)
Source: RefSeq, a predicted model, not a curated record
UUUAACAAUGCUUGCUUUUGUCCGUUACCUCACCUCAGGCGUUGUUAUGUUGAUGUAUUCUAAGCUUAAAAUAGUUUUCACCUCCCCCUUCUUCCUCUCUCUUACUUUCUCUCUCUACAAAACCUUUUCUCUCUCUAAAAUCUUCUCUGUUAAAUUUUUCUGAUUUGUGUAUACAACCUCUCUUCCUCAAUCAAGUUCAAUUUCCAAGGUCACACAUUGAUUCACAUUCAUAAUGAUAUGAAUAACUUGUAACAAUGCAGCAGCAACUGGUUCCACCCUGGCUCGAGAAGCUUCUAGGAACCGCAUUCUUCUCCGUCUGCAGGACUCAUGGCGCAGCCGCUAGAAGCGAAUGCAACAUGUACUGUCUCGACUGCAACACCGACGCAUUCUGCUUCUACUGCCGAUCUUCCCGCCACAAAGAUCAUCAAGUCAUCCAGAUCAGAAGAUCAUCGUAUCACGAUGUCGUUAGGGUUUCUGAAGUGGAACACCUGUUGAACAUCGGUGGAGUGCAGACAUACGUGAUCAACAGUGCUAGGGUUAUGUUUCUGAACGAACGGCCGCAACCGAAGUCCGGUAAAGCGGUUUCGCACGUUUGUGAGAUUUGUGGAAGAAGCCUCUUGGAUGCUCUUCGGUUUUGUUCAUUAGGCUGUAAGGUUGUAGGAAUAAAAAGAAAUGGAAACACAAGCUUUAUGUUAGAGGAUAUAUCAUCAUCAACAACAAGAAUGAUAUCAUCAUCAUCAACAAGAAGAGGGGAAGAUGAAUUGCGUGAAGGCUCUCAACAAGACAUUUACCCGCCCACACCUCCUUCAACUUCAUCCACUAGGAGAAGAAAGGGGAUCCCUCAUAGGGCUCCAUUUGGAUCAUAAUUAUAUUUACAUUUACAUAAAUGUAUAUACAUAUAUAUAUAUAUAUAUAUAAUCGUUUAAUAAAUAGCGGAAUUUAAAUAGAAAAUCGUAAGAACCGCAUAAACACCUAUAUUUGUUGCUUUAACGUAUGAUACAUAAGGUGUUUUAUGUAACCAAAUAAUCUACUAUUGUUAUCUCUCACAUUUUGACAAACAUUACGUACAAAUGUUUAUGCAGUUCUUACGAUUCUCUGUUUAAAAGUAGUUAUGUAUUAAGCGUGAUAUAUAUAUUUACCGACAAGUAAAUUACUCAACUACCCUUUAAAAAAACAAAUUCACCUUCACUUUCCCUUACUUUAUGCAACCCAUCCACAUUGACAAUUUGUUUCACCAAAUACACAUCCAUUUUAGGAAUCCCUUCCCAAAGCCUUUUCGGGCAGCAUUUACAUGCUUAUAUAUCAAGAGACGUUCGUAUCUUUGUGGAUACGCAUAUGAAUAAUUUAUGUUAAACCUUAUAUUGUUCAACAUGGUGAAGAGUAAACUCUUAGACUUUAUCAUGACAAAUAACUCAAAUAUGAUGUCAUUUUUAAGUGUUUCAUAGGGUUGGAUGAUUCUUGGAAUUGAGGUUUAGUGAUGAAACAAAUCAAGUCAUCUUGUGUUUGAAUAUGUAUCAAUGGAUUUAUUGUAUCAAGACAAGGUGAAGAUUAUUUAAGUG